AUGGCUCCAGGUAACCACAACCUCAACAACGGCUUUUGUGAUGCAGAAAUUCUUUUUUCGGUCGCUGAGACCGCCGGGAACACAGACAACUCCCUGUACUGCAACGAAAAAGUGGUUGGCGAGCCACUUCAGCGUCGUCGGGUCCACGACACAGCAAAAUCUUGGAUGAACAAAAUGGACGUUCGCUCCAUCAACAUUGCGGUCCGGUCUACCCUUCUCCACCAGCCUGCCACUUCCCGAUCUGUCGACUUACAGCGCUGCUCUGGCAGCCGCGGUCAAUCGAAUCUUGUGCGUACCAACGAAUCCUUUAUUUACUCCAACCUCGGAAAUUCAAACCGAGCACUUGACCCGCGUUACUUCGCGGCAGCAAAACCUGUACUUGAGAACGCAGUACGGGUACUUACGUGCUUGUUGUGUCGCCGCUGCGCACCUCAAAACGAGAACAUACAGCGCGUAUACGAUGCACCGCCACCUCGUGAUCGUGCAUUUCACUUCACUACAGGACCAAUGCGGAGUCCGCAUGCAGACGAAAAGCUUUCUCUUUUUGUAAGGUUCGUCACGGUGGUUGUCCGUCGCAAGGCGGUGCUGCUUGACAACCUUUCGAGAUCGGCGAUCCAUCUCACAGUUGGCGAGACCACCGGGACAGUCAUACAGUAUGCGCGCGUGGACAUCGCGUUGAAGUGCAACGGAGCUGCUGCCAAAGCGACUGGCAAGUCACCGCUUCAACGUUGCCGGGUCCACGUCGGCCACGACUGCCCAGAGUCCCCCUCACGUCACCGCUGGACCGCGGCGAAUUGCUCGGCGAUCACCCAGGUUUACCCGCGCUGGGGCCUCUAUGACUGCUAUCAAAGCAUCUGGGCCCAGCAGCGGCGCUCCUUUUCACGGGAGACUCCCACCACAUCAACAAUGCACAGCGAUCUCGACGCACGACUGCGAGGCCCGCAUUGGGCUCUGAGGACAGUUGAGCAAAAUGCGCUACGUGAUGUGAUACCAACGGCCAAGUGGUUUCCGCAGCACUGGCAGUCGAUCCGCCGAGCACUUUCGCCACGUGAGCCUGUUUUGCAGGCAAGUCGCAAACUAGUCGAGCCGUUCCCCUAUCAUCGCCGUCGCUGCCUGCCUGGUCGUGCUGUCGAGGAGCUCGGCUCGGAAGCGGCUUCAGGGCCUGAAGCCGCUUCCGAGAAGUUCAGGCACAGCUCGCUCAGCCUCCGUAGUAUGGAGUCCCGAAGCGUCCACCAUUGCACGCGGUUGAAGAGGAUGGCCAAGAAGAUGGUAGGCUUUGCUCAGCGAGGACUAAUGGUGGUCCUCGCCGAGUUAAACUUUAAACACCAAGGUCGUCCAGCAGCGCAAUCCCGCCGGCGCGAUAUGCUUUGUGGCUCACGACGGCACGCUCGCGUCGGCCAUGCAAACGUUCUCGAGCUCUCGGGCGUGGCUGCCGAGCAGCUCAUGGUUUCCGGCGGAAGUUCCGCCGACUGA
Messenger RNA from Phytophthora sojae, 1473 nucleotides. RefSeq lists its product as hypothetical. The coding region runs from base 1 to 1473 and encodes 490 amino acids. The record is from RefSeq and is a predicted model, not a curated record. The transcript is spliced from 8 exons. NCBI's taxonomy places the organism in Eukaryota, Oomycota, Peronosporomycetes, Peronosporales, Peronosporaceae.